Acaulospora morrowiae is the source of this 1629-nucleotide messenger RNA. NCBI's taxonomy places the organism in Eukaryota, Fungi, Glomeromycota, Glomeromycetes, Diversisporales, Acaulosporaceae. The record is from the annotation of a GenBank genome assembly.
AUGACUUGUGCCGCAGCAAACAUUGCUGAUUUCAUAAAGAGACUUUAUAGUUGGUUCACGGAGAUUUCGAUGAAAGUUGGUCUGGAUGUAAAAAUUUACUUUCAAACUUCUUUGCUCACGGUCUCCAAAAUUGGUGUGCCCGAGGUCUCGUUUCUCAAGGAAAGAAAUGUGGCUGACCCAAAAGCACCUUGGAUUCGCGAACAACGGAAGAGUCUACGCAAGCAAUUUCGUACACGUCAUGCGGGCGCAAGCUCUGGACUGAUGCUUGAGGAUAAAUCAUAUUCGAACAUUGUUUCUUGGGGGGCAACCGGAGACACCUUUGUCGUUCACGAUCCCACCGAAUUCGCCAGAACAAUAUUACCCCAACAUUUUAAGCACAACAACAUGGCAAGCUUCGUAAGACAACUAAACAAAUACGAUUUCCACAAGAUAAAAAGUAACGACGAAGAGAUAAGACAGUAUAGCGAACAGGCAUGGGAGUUUCAACAUCCAAAAUUUCAAUUGAACCGCAGGGAUUUACUAGAAGAAAUCAAGCGGAAAAUUCCAACCCCACGCAAUAGGCCAAUACAUGCGAGAACGGAUGAGCAACCAGCAACCGACGAUUCGUCCCUCGAUGAUGGCACAAGCAAUGCCGAAAAUGUAAUAAUCGUCAAUCCCCUACCAACAUUUCCCGAUAAUGGCAAUCAGGAUUUACGGUCUCAGGUGGAACACUUGACCAUGCUGCAUGCAGAAUUGGCAGGUCAGAUGAAUGUCCUGUCAAAGAAUUGCGGUACCAUCCUGGAGGAAAUAAUCACCUUUCGAAGAAAUCUUGCUGCGCAAGACCUUGUGUUGAACAAUCUAUACCAAGUCUUGGUGACCACAUUAAGCCGAGGACAAUCGCAGAGCAGGCAAUUUCAAGGCAGUUCUCCGUCACGUCACACCUCGGUAUCAACAAACGCUUCCUCGUUGUCCACAACUCACCACGAGCAACAGUAUCAAAAUAACGGAAGUCAUUCUACAGGUGAUUUCAUGUCCUCAGGGAACUCAGUUCCACGAAAUAUUGAAAAUGUAUUCAAUCAAUUGACGGAUAUCACAGGUCGAAUGCGAUCCUCAUCGUCAACCUCUCAGUCAUCGACGACAUCGUUGUUGACCACGAAUCCGACGCUUCAUCCGACAAUGAAUUUGUCCGAAACCAUUAAUGAACAAUCGGUUUUAUCUUUGAAUGAUUCUAUAAAUUACAAACCUGUGUCGGUUGACAGCACAAAUUUAACCGUAAACUUUAAUCUACAGUCUGGGACAAUGACUGCAUCGUCAAUAAGUUCAGAAACCCCGGCAACGUUUUCUCAUCAGUUUUCUUCAUCAAUAGAAACUUUUGACCCAUCACGCAUAAAUGCAACUAACGUUAGUAAUCAAUCUUCAUACAACCUAAGUCAAAUUCAACUAAGUCAAUAUCUUCCAGGACCUCGAAACGUCAAUACCACAUGCACUUCGCCAUCGGCACAGACGAUGCCUGCCACCAAUCAAGUCUACAUUCGUGGUCGACCACCCAUAUCUGUGACAAAGUGGACAGUCCAGCAGAAAUUGCUGGCAGAUGAAGAAACGUGUGACCUCACCGCGAACGGGGUUACCGCAGUGAACAAGGAAUGGUGA